UACAUGAUGAAGGAGGCAAUAGAGAGAGAGAUUACAGAAAUAUUCGAGAAGGAUGUGACCCUGAAGGCAUAUUUCCGAGGCUGUACAUUGCUUACCUUGAGGGCUGGCAGUGUGAUGGCAGAUGUUCAAUUAUGGAUGAGUCCCCAGUUUACUGGAAGUCUUUCCGACAUGACAAGAAGCUUCAUAGAUGGCCUCAAUAGCACUAAUGACGGCGGCACAUAUCUCGGGAGUUCACUAAGGGUAACAACCCCAACUGUCUCAGAUUACAAUGAAUGCGAAAACAACGACCAGAAUUGCCACAGAGAUGCUGAAUGUGUUAACGAAUUGGGGAAGUUCUCUUGUAAAUGCAACGAUGGAUUUGAUGGUGACGGCGUUUCUUGCAAGCCGGGAUUUGUGAAGACGUUCUGGUGGGUGGUGAUACUGCUCGGACUGGUUCUUCUUGUUGUCAUCAUCAUCAUAGCCAUUCUCAUCAUCAGGAAGCCCAAAUACGAUGCCAGGUACGGUCUGGAGGAUGACGAGACAAAGCUAUCUCGGCGUUCAAGUAACGCCACCAGUAACUUGUCUUACCGGGACGGUGACGUGUACUACCGAGACACUCGUAGCCAGGUGCGCUCCAUGGUCAUCAGCCCGAAUGAGAGCUCCAAGGGCAACCUCGGCAGGAAUAACCCGGUGUACGAGGGCGAGGAGAGUGGUGAUACCAUUGCCAUGGGAAGCGUGAGCCCGGCGGAUAAUGGCAGCGCGAAGUACGGUGACACGAUUGACGAUAAAGAUCAAAUGUAAGAUACUCUAAGAAAAACGUCUAUUGCAGCCAAUAUUCUACAUCGUGGGGAGGAGCUAAAACUAAAACUAGAUAUCACAUGCACCUUAAAAGACUGGUCAAUUGCAGCCAUCUUAAUACAACCCAGGGAAGCCUGGGAACUAGAGUCGCAUGCUGUAGACUUUAUAUUAUUGACUAUCCACUAAUCCUGACCGAAGAGAGCAGAGUACUCGAACAUCCACAACAAACAGGAAAUGCUUGCUCUUACACAGACGUCUGUAGUUAGAAAAUCUAAGCUCUGCGCCAGGUAUCAUGGGAAGGGUAGAUACGGAAAAGCAUUUCGGGAAGGGUUCAAUCCCAUCAUGCCUUGCUUACACGUUUGAGGUCCAAAGGCCAGGUGGCGUAGCUUAUUUUGGUAAAGAGAGCUUAAAAAAAGUAAAGAUGUAUUGUCACGUUAGGCAUUUCCGUAUAAGUGGUUAGUUUUACAAUAUAUGAGAACAAAUUGGUGGUCGGGUUUUUUUAGUUUCAUUAUUUUGUGGUCGUCAUGGAAAUAAUAAGUAGUUUCGUGAUUAAGCGGUCAUAAAAGGAAGCUGAGUAAUCAAUAGUAGAAAAGAUGGGAAGCAUUGACGUGAUUUAUUGUAGUUAUCAAAAAGAUAGGUUAUCGUAAGUCUUCAGAAAAAAAUUCAUUGAUAAAUGAUGUGGUACCGGGAAAAUACCACCGUUUUGACAUCUCAAUUAUUUCUUAAUUCUCGUCCCUCGCCCCUGCUAGACCAAAAACACCUUCACGCGAUAAGUCUUAGAAAUAGCCGGACUUGGGCGUUCCAAGUAAUAUUUCGGAUUGAAGAAAGCAUUUUUAAAGAGAUUCAUUGCGUGUGAACUCCCGAUGCAAAAAAUAAUCAUUGGCCCUAUAAUCAAAAGGAAACUUGUCAUAUUUAACACGCCCAUAAACUGACAAAGGUAACUAAAGUUUACAAAACUAUAAAAUUGCGGCGCGGACGUGGUUUGCCGUUAUGGUCCGAUCCAAACUAUCAUGUGCUUCUCUCACGCUGUGUUAUCGUCUUGUUAUCAUCUCGACAACAUCUCUCGACAACAUCCUUGUCAAGAGGAAUAAACCGGUACCUCCCACGAAGCGGUUGCUAGUCCUUCAUCAACCCCCUCGACAGUAUUACGAUAAAUUACAUAUGUCAUUUAGGCACAAAAGUGGUACGACAGAGAAAACAUUCUGGUGCCGGCUGGGUAUGGAAGGGUAUUGUUUUCCAUGGCUCAAAAUGCACGAAAAUUGUAGAAUUUUAUUUGAUAAUCACAAAUACUUUAAUAUAAGGCAUGUAAAUCAAACAUAUAAACAUUAUAAAAUUAACGAUAAUAACAAA
Messenger RNA from Nematostella vectensis (starlet sea anemone), 2127 nucleotides. RefSeq names its product protocadherin Fat 3. The coding region runs from base 4 to 780 and encodes 258 amino acids. The record is from RefSeq and is a predicted model, not a curated record. NCBI's taxonomy places the organism in Eukaryota, Metazoa, Cnidaria, Anthozoa, Actiniaria, Edwardsiidae. Gene Ontology annotation, molecular function: calcium ion binding. The transcript has 7 exons.